GCGGCGUAAGGGGGAUUCCCCGUGGGAAGUUCCCAACGCAUUAUAAACAUGUAAAAUAUACAUUUGUACGAAAUACAGUUUCCUCUCCCGCUUGUGCUAAAAAAAGUUGAACUUGAAGAUUCAAAACCUGUCGCUGUGUCAAAAGACAGAAUAAAUGUAGAUCUUGUUGAGAGUUUUCGAUUUAAGGGCUCAUGACAGCUGUGUCAGUAAUGAUACUGAAGUGCAAAGCAUGGAGAAGAAUAUUGGAGAACAGCUCAAGAAAGCCUUCGAAGCCUUUCGACAAGCCUCUAUCGAGAAAGAUAGCGCUAAAAAGGAACUCCAGCAGAAGACAGAAUAUUAUGAAAAAUACACCCAACAACUUGAACAAAAGAUAAAGGACCAAAACCAGCUAAUUUCUAACCUUAAAUCUCAGUUGAAUUUGGCAACAAAGCACACUUCAGUGGAGGGGAAAAGUUGUGAGCCGGGUCUCAGGAAACAGGAAGUAGAAACCUUAUCAGACUCUGAUCAGCACCCAGACGGCAUGCCGUGCGUCUCCCAGGGGAGAAAACAGGGGGAAGACUGCCUGGAAGCUGCAGUGGUGUCUCCACACGGCCUGCCCAGGCCCUCUCACACAGAGAACAAAGACGUUCUCGAUGCGUUUCGUGAACUUCAGGGAAAAUUCUUCCUGAUCCGGACGUUAGCUAAAAAACAGAAGGAUCACCUGAGAAAAAUAUGUUCAGGAAACAAUUCGGCGAAUGAUCAGCAGUUCUCCAUGCCCAUCCAGUGCACGGACGUGACGGCGGCGCAGGCGGAGGGGCCCUUCUCGUCCGCCGUCCGGGGCGAGGAGCUGGCGACCGCGUCCCUGGCGUCCCGGGGCGCCAGCCCCGAGGACGGGGACUUCAUGGACUCCCUCGUCAAGCUGAGCGUCAAGUUCCCGCCGUCCACGGACAGCGAAUACGAGUUCCUGAACAGCACCCCAGAGAAACACAUUGAGGCGGCCAUGAGGAGGGAAGGGCCGGCCAUGGUUGUCGUGGUCCCCGCAGUGGCAGACGAGGGGGUUGGCAGGUUCCCGUACGAUCUUCUUCCACCUGGUUCUCCCUCCAGCCCACUCAACCCGGACAGUAUUCGAGGUCCCCAGAAGCUCGUCUGGAGCCCAGAGCUGUGUGAGGCCACAGGACUGGAGGGGAGCGCUGACCUCCAGCAGAACACCAGCCCAAAGUACUGCGAAUUCUGCAAUACCCUCGUUCCCCAAGACCACAUAUACAGCCACCUUAAUUCACACUUCCUGGAUGAAACCAGCAACGGACACUAGCAGACGCGAGUUCCUUCAAUGGGUUUACUGAGGGUACAUCUAUCUCUUUGUAACCUCCCUGUGAAUGCGUGUAGUAUGUAGUGUGUCUGUUUACAUUUACCUACACAUUAUGCCCUGGAACAAGAAUGAGUUGCUCCUUCCUGUAUACAUAUUUAAUUUGUCUCUUCGUACGAGUAGAAUGAUAGGCUUUAGUGUUUGUCUUUAAAAAAUUGUAAAGUCUGCUCAGCAUGGAGUAAGUUCUGAAUGGUUGUGUGUAAUAAAGCCGUGCUUUUAUUAGUUUUAUCACCUGUA
Anguilla anguilla (European eel) is the source of this 1582-nucleotide messenger RNA. RefSeq names its product TRAF family member-associated NFKB activator (gene tank). The transcript is spliced from 8 exons. Gene Ontology annotation, biological process: canonical NF-kappaB signal transduction. The record is from RefSeq and is a predicted model, not a curated record. Lineage: Eukaryota; Metazoa; Chordata; Actinopteri; Anguilliformes; Anguillidae. The coding region runs from base 230 to 1291 and encodes 353 amino acids.